AUGAUCAACUCCACUCAGGUUUCUCUUUUCACUCUUGUUGCCUACUUGGACACUGGAGUUUUUAAAUCUCUUUGUUUCAUGAUUGUUAUGUCUGUUUAUAUUCUCAUAGUUUGCACCAACCUGCUGCUCAUCGUGGUGAUCUGCAUGAACAGAAGCUUACAUGAGCCUAUGUACCUGUUCCUGUGCAGCCUGUUUGUGAAUGAACUGUAUGGUAGUACAGGCUUGUUUCCCUUCAUUCUGCUGCAGAUUCUCUCUGACGUUCACACUGUUUCUGCUUCCUGUUGCUUCCUGCAGAUCUACUGUGUGCAUUUCUAUGGAAGUGUAGAGAUAUUCAGCUUAGCCGUCAUGUCUUACGACAGAUAUGUUGCGAUCUGUCAUCCUCUGCAGUACAACACGCGUAUGACACACAGGAAGGUUGCAGGCCUCUCUGUGUUUGUCUGGUUGUACAGCAUGCUGUCGACUCUUGCCAUGAUGUCUUUGAGCGUCCCUCUGCAGCUGUGCGGGAACUUCAUUCACAAAGUUUACUGUGACAACUACUCCAUCGUCAAACUGGCGUGCUACGACACCACCGUCAACAACAUCUAUGGACUUGUCUACAUCUUCACGGUCAUCUUUGGUCUUAUAAUUCUGAUUAUUUACACGUAUAUCAGGAUUCUUAAGGUGUGUUUUUCUGGCUCGAAGCAGACGAGGCAGAAAGCCGUCAGCACCUGCACGCCUCACCUGGCCUCCCUGCUCAACUUCUCCUUCGGCUGUUUCUUUGAAAUCGUGCAGAGCAGGUUCGAUAUGAGCAGUUCACCCAUUGUUCUGCGCAUCUUUUUAUCAAUAUACUGGCUGGCAUGCCAGCCGCUCUUCAACCCUGUGAUGUACGGACUGAAUUUGACCAAAAUCCGCAUCAUAAUCAAAAGUCUUGGUUUUGGCAAACGAGUUUAG
Chelmon rostratus (copperband butterflyfish) is the source of this 930-nucleotide messenger RNA. RefSeq names its product olfactory receptor 4D1-like. Gene Ontology annotation, cellular component: membrane. NCBI's taxonomy places the organism in Eukaryota, Metazoa, Chordata, Actinopteri, Chaetodontiformes, Chaetodontidae. The transcript has a single exon. Gene Ontology annotation, biological process: G protein-coupled receptor signaling pathway. Gene Ontology annotation, molecular function: G protein-coupled receptor activity; olfactory receptor activity. The record is from RefSeq and is a predicted model, not a curated record. The coding region runs from base 1 to 930 and encodes 309 amino acids.